Neocloeon triangulifer is the source of this 1830-nucleotide messenger RNA. RefSeq lists its product as uncharacterized. The coding region runs from base 1 to 1830 and encodes 609 amino acids. The transcript has 14 exons. The record is from RefSeq and is a predicted model, not a curated record. Lineage: Eukaryota; Metazoa; Arthropoda; Insecta; Ephemeroptera; Baetidae.
AUGUCCAAAGAGACUGUUUCGAAUUUGGCCAUCUGGAUUGGCGGACGAACCACCUCCGAGUGCAAAGGAAAGUUUGCUUGGUGCGGCCUCAACGAAGUUCUGGAAGACCCUUUUCUGACGAAGAGAAUCUCCAACAUUAAAAUGGCAAACGCUGCCAGAGAAAUGUGUUUGAGCCUCCGAUUUUCGUCGCAGCAGCAACUCGCAUUCGAAGUUGCGCCCUGCGAUGCCAACCUGAGAUAUCUCUGCGAGUUAAAAUACCGAAAUGCUAUCAACUUUUGCUGCUCUCAAGAUAUGAAUUUGCUGAGCAUCGAGACUGUGUCGGAAUUCCAAUGUCUGCUUACUCUUCAAGAUGAUCCCACUGUGGCGGGCAAUCAUUUCUGGACCAGCGCCAGUAGCUACAAUUGUCACAGCAGCUACGUUUGGUGCGCCACCGAAAAUAAAGCGCCAUUUACGGAGAAGAUGUUUUGGCUGCCCGAAGAACUGACUUACAAUCAGGAACGAAAAUUCGCCUUGCUCUACUUGGCCAAAAGUUCCACUCUCAGUGCUAAGUCGAAUUUCUGGAUUGACACUUUUGACGGCGUCUUGGUUAAGAACAAAAAAUCUUUAUGCCCGAUCAGCACUUCGGGAGAUUUUAACGUGACCAACGGAAUAUGUUCCGAAAAGAACAUUUUCGUUUGCGAGUUUCCGCAGAGUUGUUACGUCGAAUGCGUGAAUUUGGCUGCUAUGCGGUUGAAAAUGGAAACAGAAAUCAGGGAGAAGAAUUUGAUUUGCAUCCAGAACGCUUGUCCUCUUUCUUCCUGCACCAGUACUGAGGUUACUGCAGCUCUUUUGGCUCAAAGACAAUUUCCGGCUUUAAACCCUCCACCAGAACCUGCUUGUAACACUUCCUUUUACGUGGGCAAAAGCAUUGGUGACCAGCAAACGGUGGAUUCUUUUUGUUGCUCAGGCCGAUUAUCUUUAGCCACAAUUCAAACGGAGGCCAAAUUAAAAUGCAUGCAGAACUUCUUAAACAGAAAGAAGAUUUUUGGAAGUAAACGAUUCUGGGUGAGCGGAAGAGCGACGAAAAACUGCGGAGGAAAGUACGCGUGGUGCGGAAUAAAUGAAAUGCUAGCAAAACCGGAAUGGAUCUCAAAAUCGAAAAUCAAUUCUGACGGUUGCCUUACAAUUUACAUGAACUCGAAUGGCGUGAUCUCCUUGGAACCAACGUAUUGCAAAGCUAAUCACCAAUACAUAUGCGAAGAAAAUUUUUCAGAAAAGGUAUUUUGGAAGGAGUCUAUCGGAGAUGAAGGCGCCGAUUGCGUUCCGAAAUGCGUUUCGUGCACUUCAACCAUUAAUUACAAUAUUCCUCCGAAUGUCAUCCAGACUCGCACCGUCUGCAAUAAGACCUACUAUUUUUUCUUUCAAAAAGUGAAUCUUGUCCAAGCAUCAAACAUUUGCUGCUCGAAAGAUUUAACUCUGCUCGGUCUUGAGACUAUGGAGGAAUUUAACUGCAUCCUAAACUUGCAGUUCGAUCCUAUUUUAAAAGGGAAUCAUUUUUGGACCAGCGCAAGUAAUUUCAAGUGCCCAAACAAGUACAUCUGGUGUGGGCAGGACACUUAUUUGGAGGAGUUGAGCAUGUGGCUGCCCAACGAGUUGUUUUACAACCAGGACGAGCCGAACGCGGUCCUCUACUUGUCCGCCACCACCCUGGCCAGCGGACUCCGGCGAGCCACUGCCCCCGAUUUCCAUUUUUUCAUAUGCGAGGAAAAUGAAACCACAGAUCAAGCAGAUAAUUCUACAGAAAAAACUUCUGAAACUACACAAGAAUUGUCAAGCACAACUAAACUUUAA